AUGUCACAACUAGAAAAAAGAAAAUACCCUUUGAGAAAUUCAUCAAACAAGAAAUCCAAAAAUAUGUUGAAUGAAUCAACUAAAGUUAAUGCUAAUCACAAUAUUACUACUAAACCUACAUUAGUUCAAGAAAUUACAAGUAAAAUUAGCCAAUCUAAUAAUAAUAGGAAAAACAAUGUAUCUAAUGUCAGUG
This is a messenger RNA of Entrophospora candida, 193 nucleotides long. NCBI's taxonomy places the organism in Eukaryota, Fungi, Glomeromycota, Glomeromycetes, Entrophosporales, Entrophosporaceae. The record is from the annotation of a GenBank genome assembly.